GGCGCACGGUGGGCGGGGGGGAAGACGUAACGGCGUUGGGCGGACGAGUGACAGAUGGCGGUCGGUUGGCGAGACCAAAGAUGUUAUAGCUCUAGGAUCGGUGGGCGAGACGGCGAGUCGGCGGCUCCAGGGUUUAGGAGCCGAUGAUGUGGACGGAGAGACGGUGACGUGAGGAGCCAUUGAGGGCGGCCUGGGUGAGCCCCCCCCCCACCCCCAAUCAGCUCGGUGUGCGGGCUGAGCCUCGAGGGGCUGAGCUUCGAUGGAGGACCCGAUGACGGGGCACAACAUGGAGAAGCGUUAUGAGUGUGACGUGUGUGGCAAGGCCUGGCAGAGUGCAUGCCAGCUGGAGACCCACCGGCGGUUGCACACGGGAGAACGUCCCUUUGACUGCUCGGAGUGCGGCAAGAACUUCGCCAGCUACGACAAACUGCUGCGGCACAACCGCGUGCACUCCGGCGAGAGGCCCUUCACCUGCUCCGAUUGCGGCAAAGGCUUCAAGACAGCGAAUCACCUGAAGGACCACCGGCGGGUGCACACGGGCGAGAAGCCCUAUGACUGCUCCUCCUGCGACAAGAGCUUUGCCCUGUGGUCGGGGCUAUGGCGGCACCGGCGGGUGCACAGCAGUGAGCAGCCCUACACCUGCUCCGACUGCGGCAAAGGCUUCAAGUCAUCCACCAACCUGAAGAUCCACAGGCGUCUGCACACCGGGGAGCGGCCCUACACCUGCAGCGACUGCGGCAAGGGCUUCACUUGCUCCAGCAUCCUGCUGGAACACCAGCACAUACACACCGGGGAGCGUCCCUACACCUGCGGCCAGUGCGGCAAGGGCUUCAUCCACUCUAGCAACCUGUUGGUGCACCAGCGCACCCACACUGGUGAGCGCCCUUACACCUGCGACCAGUGUGGCAAGGGCUUCACCCGCUCCACCGGGGUGUUGGAGCACCAGCGCACCCACACUGGCGAGCGUCCCUACACCUGUACCCAGUGUGGCAAGGGCUUCAACCGCUCCGACAGACUGCUGUCUCACCAGCGUACCCACACCGGCGAGCGCCCCUACACCUGCAACGACUGCGGCAAGGGCUUCACCCAGUCCCACAGCCUGCUGGUGCACCAGCGCACCCACACCGGCGAGCGACCCUUCAUCUGUAACCAAUGCGGCAAGGCCUGGCAGCUGCCAAGCCAGCUGGAGACCCACCGGCGGGUGCAUACGGGAGAACGCCCCUUCGACUGCUCUGAGUGCUGCAAGAGCUUCACCAGCUGCGCCAACCUGCUGCUCCACAGCCGCGUGCACUCUGGCGAGAGGCCCUUCACCUGUUCCGACUGCGGCAAAGGCUUCAAGUCGUCCACGCAUCUGAAGAGGCACAGGCGCCUGCACACCGGGGAGUGCCCCUACACCUGCAGUGACUGCGGCAAGGGCUUCACCCACUCGAGCAACCUGCUGUCCCACCAACGCACCCACACCGGCGAGCGCCCCUACACCUGCACCCAGUGCGGCAAAGGCUUCACCCGCUCCAACCGGCUGCUGGAGCACCAGCACACCCACACCGGGGAGCGCCCCUACAUCUGCGCCCAGUGCGGCAAGGGCUUCACCCGCUCAAUCCGCCUGCUGGAGCACCAGCACACCCACACCGACGAGCGCCCCUUCACUUGCGCGCAGUGUGGCAAGGGCUUCACCUGCUCCAGCAGCCUGCUGGUGCACCAGCGCACCCACACUGGCGAGCGUCCCUACACCUGCACUCAGUGUGGCAAGGGCUUCACCCUGUCCGGCACCCUGCUGUCCCACCAGCGCACCCACACCGGCGAGCGCCCCUACACCUGCACCCAGUGCGGCAAGAGCUACACCCGCUCCUCCAGCCUGCUGUCCCACCAGCGCACCCACACUGGCGAGCGUCUCUACACCUUCAUCCAGGGCAGCAAGGGCUACACCACCUCCUCCAAACUGCUGUUCCACCAGCAGGUGCACGCUGGCGACCGUCCCGUCCCCAGCGUGGUGUGUGGAGAGAGCUUUGCCAUGGCCUCCCAUGCCCUGUCUCACACCAGUGGCCAACCCUACGACUUCCUGUACUGCGGUGAGGCGUUUGAUAGCUCGUGGGAGUUACGGCAGCACCGGCGGGCCCACGCCGACGAGCGGCUGCUCCCACUGCUGGAAGCAUUUGAAGAAUGCAUGGGGGCGGCGGGAGCAUCAGCGGUUACACAGACCAUGAUGGAGAAGGGUUUAGGAGCCGUUGCUGUGGACAGAGAGACGGGGAUGUGAGCGGCCAUUGAGGGUGGCCAGUUUGCCGUUGAGGCCCCUCCCCCAUCUGCUCGGUGUGCGGGAUGAGCUUCGAUGGAGGACCACAACAAGCAGAG
This is a messenger RNA of Leucoraja erinaceus (little skate), 2349 nucleotides long. RefSeq names its product zinc finger protein 883-like. The coding region runs from base 260 to 2254 and encodes 664 amino acids. The record is from RefSeq and is a predicted model, not a curated record. Gene Ontology annotation, cellular component: nucleus. NCBI's taxonomy places the organism in Eukaryota, Metazoa, Chordata, Chondrichthyes, Rajiformes, Rajidae. Gene Ontology annotation, molecular function: RNA polymerase II transcription regulatory region sequence-specific DNA binding; DNA-binding transcription factor activity, RNA polymerase II-specific. The transcript has 4 exons. Gene Ontology annotation, biological process: regulation of transcription by RNA polymerase II.